Messenger RNA from Arachis duranensis, 693 nucleotides. RefSeq lists its product as uncharacterized. The record is from RefSeq and is a predicted model, not a curated record. NCBI's taxonomy places the organism in Eukaryota, Viridiplantae, Streptophyta, Magnoliopsida, Fabales, Fabaceae. The transcript has 2 exons. Bases 1 to 693 code for a protein of 230 amino acids.
AUGGGUUCAGGGGCAGAAUUGAGGAGCAGAGCCGCCACGAGGAGCCGCCAUCACCUGGCACUUGGAAUCCCCCAGAAGCUUCUAGAAGGCCUGAAAAUAGGCGAAAAGCCGACGAGCGAACACCGUAGCUCCCUCCUACAAAUAACCAACAUAGUCCCUGCAGAGCUUGACGAGAAUAGCCGCUUCCCCAAACACGGCUUCUACAUCAAGCUGUUUGAUUCCUCACACUCCAUUUACGCCGCACUUCCUUCUGACCAACACGACUUCGUUUUGAGCAACAAGAUGCAGCUCGGCCAGUUCAUCUACGUUGACAGGCUGAAACUCGGUUCGCCCGUUUCCAUUGUUCGGGAUGCCAAACCGCUUUCUGAAAGACACCCUCUUGUUGGAACUCCUGAGCCUUUGAUGGGUUUAAGAGAGAGGGGUUCACACAGAAAGAAAAUUUCUGCUUUUAUCCCAAGACGAGGCUCUUGGAAAACUGUGUCCUCUCCCAUGGUUGUUAAGCUUGUGAACUUGGAUUUUGACCAGUGUACCCCUGUUAAGGAAUCUGUGGUCAGGAGUGUCAGUUCUUUUAUCUCGCCGUUGGUUAGAGUCAGGGCUGGUGGAGGUGGUGGUGGAUACGGAGGCGGGGCCAUCAUGAAGGGAGAUACAACAGAAAUGCUCGUAGUGGCAAUGGCUACGGAGAAAAAAAUGUGA